Messenger RNA from Thrips palmi, 3435 nucleotides. Its product is annotated as beta-galactosidase-1-like protein 2. Gene Ontology annotation, molecular function: beta-galactosidase activity. Gene Ontology annotation, cellular component: vacuole. Gene Ontology annotation, biological process: carbohydrate metabolic process. NCBI's taxonomy places the organism in Eukaryota, Metazoa, Arthropoda, Insecta, Thysanoptera, Thripidae. The transcript is spliced from 15 exons. The record is from RefSeq and is a predicted model, not a curated record. The coding region runs from base 1249 to 3342 and encodes 697 amino acids.
GCGCACUUUAAGAAAUCUGAUUUUCGUGGUUAUGGCCUUCAAAAAGAUGCCGUACCAUCCAUUUUCAACCCAUCGAAGAAGUUUCAAGACUUUGUACCUGCUGCGAAGCGACCUAAGUUGAGGGACAUCUUGAUCGACCAUCCUUAUGCAAGACACCCUGAAUCACAACCAAACCCUGCUAGUGUGCCCAGACCCCCGCCCACCCCCAAGUACAAAUUGAUGCCUGCACCGGAGUUUCUCCACGCUCGUCCCGUGCGAAUCGCCCCCGCCCCACAAGUCCAGCCCAACGUGAGACCCCCUCAAGAACAUCCAGGCCCUGGCCCCGCAGUUAGAGUGCUCAGACCCAUGCCCACCACCUUGGGCGGGUACAAAUUGUUGCCAGCACCUGAAUUUCUGUGUGUUCCUCCCGCGCAAAUCGCCCCCGCCCCGCUAGUCGAACCCUGGAAACCUGUCGCACCUGCCCUAGUGAUCGUCCAUGAUGUCGAUGGCGUGCUCUCUCAACCAUGUCAACCGGGGGCGCUUGAGUACGCCCCUCAGUUGCCGGAAUCGUCGGACCGCUCGCCUACCAUGUGUUCCGACACGAAGACUCCGCCCACGCCGUCGGGCAAGCCGUCGGGCAUCCGACCUAUCCGGCCAUUCCGGCCUUGGCACCUCAACCGUCGCCAGUGACACCGUGACACCUCGGUGUCGGUGGCACCUUCCCCGAGUGCUGGUACUCCCUCGCGCGCCCAUGGGACUUCCCGUACAGUGCGAGAGCGAGAGAGACCGACGGCCGCAGUGAGCGGCAUCUCUGGAAACCCAUCACGGGCAGACAAACUCAGUCCACGUCAAGCAUGCCGCUGACUCGUUGCGUCGCUCGACGCGGCCCCCGGCGGCUUCGGCAUGAGAGUUGCGAGGUUCGAAUCCGCGCCGCGCUCUCGCACGCGCGUCCUAGGCAACACCAAAACCUGCACCUCAUCUAAUCUCAGGUGCGCCUAUCGCAUCCUGUUUUGCCUGGCCCCGCCUCCACGCGAACCGCGAAGCUAGGCAGUUCUGUUCGAUUGCGGGCGAUUAAAGCGUGAUAACGGAUAAGGAGCGAGCUUUCGACCGAGCAGCGAGUGCCCAGAGAGUACCCGGGCCGCGUCCAAGUCCGGAGGUUCGGCGAGAACAAGUUGGUGCUGCGCAGCCAGCACGUCCCAGCAUUCCAGCACAGAGCGGAGCUCGGAAGUGCGUCCGUCAACAGUGGAGUUGUUCCAAGACUGAGUCAACAUGUGCAGCCUUUGCAGCUGCGCCUGCAGCUUGAUCCGAUGGGCCUUCUGCAUUGCUGCGUUCGGACUCAUUGUGGUCGCGUUCGUCGUGGGGGGCUAUGUCCUCGGACCUCUCGUCAUAAAAGACAAACCUCAUACCCAAGAUCCCAGUGUGUACGAGUACUACACUGCCGGGGGUAUCACGGAGGGACUGAAGGCCGGCACGGUGGACUUCACUCUCAACAAGAAGGUCAUCUCACUCCACAGCGGGUCCAUUCAUUACUUCCGAGUCCACCCCCAGUACUGGAGGGACCGCCUCCGCAAGCUGAGGGCCGCGGGAUUCGUCGCAGUCGAGACAUAUGUGCCAUGGAAUCUUCAUGAGCCUUAUGAUGGGGUCUUUGAUUUUGGAAACGGCGGUGAAGACAUGUCUCCUUUCUUAGACAUCAGAACGUUCUUGAAGAUUGCUCAAGAAGAAGAUCUUCUCGCAAUUUUGCGUCCUGGACCUUACAUUUGUGCUGAAUGGGAGUUUGGGGGAUUGCCGAGCUGGCUUCAGAAAAUCCCAUCAAUUAAAGUGAGAACCAGCGACCCAAAAUAUACAGAGAGAGUGCAGAGGUUCUUUGAUGUGCUUCUUCCAAUUCUUAAAAAUUUGCAAUUUUCUACUGGACAAGGACCUAUUAUUGCCUUCCAGGUAGAAAAUGAAUAUGGAAACACUAAAGAACCAAACAAGGAUACUGACAAACAGCACUUACGAGAUAUUAAAGCAAUGUUUGAAAAAGCAGGACUUGCGGAAUUGUUCUUCACUUCUGACACUCCAUCCAAAGGGAGAGAGUAUGGUGCAAUUGAAGGAGUGCUUGAAGUUGCCAAUUUUAACGAGAAUCCAACUGGCGAACUGAACCUCCUGAAGGAAUUGCAACCAAACAAAGCUGCAAUGGUGAUGGAGUUUUGGACUGGUUGGUUUGACCAUUGGGGAGAAGCUCAUCAUGGAAUGACCCUAGACAAUUUCAAGAAAGUUCUUGAAGAUAUCCUUAAAUACCCAUCUGGAGUAAAUUUCUAUAUGUUCCAUGGUGGAACAUCCUUUGGAUUUCUAAAUGGGGGCAAUGUAUAUAAGGAGUUCCCAUUCUACCUACCUGAUAUUUCCUCUUACGACUAUGAUGCACCAUUAUCAGAGGCUGGUGAUUACACUGAAAAAUAUGAAGCCACAGUCUCCCUCUUGGCCAAAUACCAAAAGGUGACUUUCAGGAAACCUGAGCGGCCUGUAGAAACCCCGAAGAAAGUUUAUACACCCUUAAGUUCACCAGAUUUCUUGAAUUGGAACAGCUUAUUGGAUCAAGUUGAUGCUGAAGACAAACAAGAUUCACCUCAACCUAUUUACAUGGAAUAUCAUCAAGCUAAUGGAGGGAGUGGACAGAACUUUGGUUACAUUGUUUACCGAAAGAAAGAUCAAAGUCUAACACCCACUUCAACGCUGAAAAUUGAUGGAAAGAUAAAUGGAGCUGCAAUGGUCAUGGUGAACAAUGAACUGAAGUCACCGCCUCUUCAAACUGUUGAUGAUUUGAAAGGUUUUGGAUAUUGGUGCUCAGAUUCAGACAAAAACACCCUUGACUUGAAAUUAAGUUCAGCCACUACUGCAGUUCUAGAUAUUAUAAUAGAAAAUUGGAGUCGCAAUAACUAUGGGAAGCUAUCAACUGAUUUCAACCAAGUCAGAGGGCUUACAUCUAAUCAGGUCUAUGUAGAUGGCAACCAAGUUCAAGAUUUUACAAUUUAUGCAUUGCAGUUCAAAGGAAAAUGGGUGCGAAGACUGAAGAAUUGGACUCAAAACCAAGUAGCAGGGAAUGGGCCAGUAAUGUUGAAGUUUAAGUUGAAUGUGGAACAACCUACUGACACAUUCCUUGAUAUGCAAGGAUGGGGGAAAGGAGUUGUCUUCGUAAAUGGCUUUAAUAUAGGCCGCUACUCCACUAUUGGACCACUUCGAACCUUGUUUGCCCCUGCUCCUCUGUUCCAAAGCGGCACAAAUGAGAUCUGUGUUUUUGAGCAUUUCAAGCCAUCUUCAGAGCUCAAAUUUUCAGAUAGAAUGAUUUACAAGGAUUCUGAAAAAACUAUAAAUGUUGACUUGUAAAUAAGGAGAUAAAAAGUUCAGAAAAAAAUUACCUCUAGAUCAAAUGCUACUUGAAGUAAACGCCAUGCUGGAAUAAAAAGUUUUUAUAUUUUA